AUGAGGAGACAUUUGCCCCGGUUGCUCAUCUCAUCUCCGUCCGCUGUCUUAUCGCUAUCGCUGCCGCUUGUCGGUGGCCCCUACACUAGCUCGAUAUCAAGAAUGCGUUCUUGCAUGGUGAUCUAUCCGAGGACAUCUAUAUAUCUCCUCAUUCUGGCUUUCCUACGUCUUCUAAGCGAUCAUUAUUCGGCUCUUUUCCUUCGUCGUGGGUCAGCUGAAAUUACUGUUCUGCUACUUUAUGUGGAUGACAUGAUCAUUAUGGAAGAUGAUGCAUCAGGUAUCUCUAAGCUACAGGCUCAUCUACACCGCCAGUUUGAGAUGAAGAGCUUAGGGCCUCUUCGAUACUUCCUAGGACUUGAGAUCUCCGACACCUUCGACGGAUAUUAUCUCUCUCAAGCCAAGUAUGCCUCAGACCUUCUGUCUAGUGCCGGUCUCACUGACUCCAAGACUGCCUCUACGCCUCUAGAUUCUGAUUGUCGUCUUACUCCGAUGGACGGCAUCCCCUUCAAUGAUCCUACUCUGUAUCGUCAGCUGGUGAGAAGUCUGAUCUACCUGACUGUCACUCGACCGGAUAUUGCCUAUGCCGUCCAUAUCGUCACUCGUUCCUCCUUAGUUUUGACCGGGUAUUCUGACGCUGAUUGGGCGGGAGAUCCCUCUGAUCACCGCUCGACCACCGGGUUUUGCUUCUUUCUUGGCGACUCACUUAUUUCGUGGCGUAGCAAGAAACAGACGGUUGUCUCCCGGUCCAGUGCAGAGUCCGAAUAUAGAGCUCUUGCCGACACCACUACGGAGCUUCUAUGGCUUCGUUGGCUGUUGGCUGAUCUCGGAGUGCCUCAGUCCUCCGCCACUAUUAUUCAUUGCGACAGUCAGAGCGCCAUGAAGAUUUUGACGAAUGAUGUCUUCCACGAGCGUACGAAGCACAUUGAGAUCGAUUUUCACCUUGUACGUCAUCACGUUUCUCAUUGCAACAUCUCCUUGUCUCUCAUUCCUUCUGCUGAUUAUAUUGCAGACGGUUUCACCGAGCCUCAUCUUUCAAGCCGUUUUCAGUCAUUUUUUAGCAAACUCAAGUUGGGUUCCACCGUUCCACCUUGA
This is a messenger RNA of Andrographis paniculata, 1092 nucleotides long. RefSeq lists its product as uncharacterized. The transcript is spliced from 3 exons. NCBI's taxonomy places the organism in Eukaryota, Viridiplantae, Streptophyta, Magnoliopsida, Lamiales, Acanthaceae. Bases 1 to 1092 code for a protein of 363 amino acids. The record is from RefSeq and is a predicted model, not a curated record.